Molecule: messenger RNA, 348 nt
Organism: Blepharisma stoltei
Lineage: Eukaryota; Ciliophora; Heterotrichea; Heterotrichida; Blepharismidae
Source: the annotation of a GenBank genome assembly
AUGGGUUUUUGCAGGUCUUAUUGCCUUGUUACAGCUAUAAUUGGUGCUAUUUUUCUACUCGGACUUGGAGCUGCUCUUAGUUCUGAUUACAAGUAUAUUGAGAUGGAUGAUAAGCCAUCUCAUGCAAAUUUAUGUUAUUGGACCGCAUUAGUUUACGCAAUCCUUGCUAUUGUUCUUGGGAUUUGGCAGUAUUCUUCAGAAAAGAAAGAAAAAUCAUCUAAAAAGGUUUCAGAUAAGAAAGGCAAGAAAAAUAAAAAAUCUGAGCAGAUUGCAAACCCUGCAUUUGAAUCUGCAAGCCUUACAACAAGUUUGUUAGUCAAAGAAGGAAAAAAAGACAAAAAACAUUAA